Messenger RNA from Symbiodinium sp. CCMP2456, 375 nucleotides. The record is from the annotation of a GenBank genome assembly. Lineage: Eukaryota; Dinophyceae; Suessiales; Symbiodiniaceae.
AUGACAUUUGUGUCGAGCUUUAUCGAGGAGGCUGGGCUCAUUGGAGCUGAUGGCCAGUCAAAGUUGAAAGAGCUGUCAAGGCAAUGUCGAGUUCCCCGAUUCCGGUGCCUCCCCGCAUUAUGGAAACCGUGGCAUUGCAUCAGAUCCUUGGCUGCCCACCCGAAGUGGUUCCAGCAUGCUUCGACACCGCUAAUUGCCUUGGUGGAUGCUGCUGCAAUUGUAGCACCUCAUGGCCAACUGAAUUCCCGCCGGCUCUUGUCGCAAUUGGCGAUACAUGGAUGUCCCCGCUUGAAAGGAAUACUGGUGCCAACAAUUUUCGCCAGAACAUUCAGCACCAAGUUGGCAAAUCUUCUCUGCACCGUGGAGGUCUCAUGA